Quercus lobata is the source of this 987-nucleotide messenger RNA. RefSeq names its product peroxidase N-like. NCBI's taxonomy places the organism in Eukaryota, Viridiplantae, Streptophyta, Magnoliopsida, Fagales, Fagaceae. The coding region runs from base 1 to 987 and encodes 328 amino acids. The record is from RefSeq and is a predicted model, not a curated record. Gene Ontology annotation, biological process: hydrogen peroxide catabolic process; response to oxidative stress. Gene Ontology annotation, molecular function: peroxidase activity; heme binding. The transcript has 4 exons.
AUGAAGAAGUCUGAUAGCUUCUAUGGUUAUUCUUUGAUUUUGGCUUUCUUUAUGUUAUUCCUUGCUGCAAGGUCUCAACUGAUUACAGAUUUUUAUAAGACCUCAUGUCCAAAUCUCAUGGCUAUUGUGAGGAGAGAGGUUCAAAAUGCUAUCAAGAUUGAAAUGCGAAUGGCUGCCUCUUUGCUUCGGCUUCACUUCCAUGAUUGCUUUGUGAAUGGUUGUGAUGCAUCAAUACUAUUGGAUGUAAGCGAUGGUGAGAAGUUUGCCGGUCCCAACUUAAAUUCAGUUAGAGGAUUCGAUGUUGUAGAUAAUAUCAAAACCUCCGUGGAGAGUGCAUGUCCUGAUGUUGUAUCAUGUGCUGAUAUAGUAGCCAUAGCUGCAAGAGAUUCAGUGCUCUUAAGUGGAGGACCCACAUGGAAGGUUCUGUUGGGCAGAAGAGAUGCGCUAGUGGCAAAUCAAUCGGGAGCAAAUACUGGGCUUCCUUCUCCAUUUGACAACCUGGGUAAUAUCACUCUUAAGUUUGCAAAUGUAGGCCUCAAUCUCAAAGAUGUGGUGUCCUUAUCAGGAGGUCAUACAAUUGGGCUAUCUAGGUGUCUUCUCUUCAGCAAUAGGUUGUUCAACUUCACCGGAACAGGCACUCCAGACAGUACUUUGGAUACAAUUAUGUUGUCCGAUUUGCAAAAGAUAUGCCCAGUGAAUGGUGAUGCAAACAAGACAACAUUCCUGGAUCGAAACUCAAAUGAUUUGUUUGACAACAACUACUUUCAGAACUUGCUCAAUGGAAAGGGUCUUCUUAGUUCUGACCAAAUUUUAUUCUCUAGUGAUGAGGCCAAAACGACAACCCAAAGUUUGGUCCAAAGUUACAGCACUAACUCUGAUCUUUUCUUUGCGGACUUUGCUAAUUCCAUGAUCAAGAUGGGGAGUAUAAGUCCACUUACUGGGUCUAGUGGACAGAUCAGAAAGAACUGUAGGGUUGUGAACUCAUAA